Molecule: messenger RNA, 1323 nt
Organism: Batrachochytrium dendrobatidis JAM81
Lineage: Eukaryota; Fungi; Chytridiomycota; Chytridiomycetes; Rhizophydiales
Exons: 5
Coding region: 1-1323 (440 amino acids)
Biological process (GO): double-strand break repair via nonhomologous end joining; telomere maintenance; interstrand cross-link repair
Molecular function (GO): damaged DNA binding; 5'-3' DNA exonuclease activity
Source: RefSeq, a predicted model, not a curated record
AUGCAAGAGUUUUUCCAACCAAAACUUACUGUUGCUCAUGGAAAGUAUCCAGAGAUUCAAAUUGACAUGUUUCAGCACAAACACCAUACAGUAGCAUAUUUACUCACUCAUGCUCAUGCUGAUCAUAUGGUUGGAUUGGUGUCACUUCUCAGUGUAAAUAAAGUAUAUUGCACACCAGUUACAGCAAAGCUAUUGCAGACUACAAUGGGAGCCUCGAAUCUGUUUCCAAUCGUAUUCAACAAACCAUUUCAUAUUCAACUGGCCAACAAUAAACAUCUUCAAAUCACAUUUCUUCCAGCGCAUCAUUGUCCUGGAUCUGCCAUGAUACUGAUAAUAGGAGACAAUGGCACGAUACUGUGUACUGGAGACUUUCGAUCUGAAAAACGUAUUGACUCACUGUCCUUUGCUAUAGACAGACUAUCUAUAGAUUCAGUGUAUCUGGAUACCACGUUUGCACAUCCAAACUGGAUGAAUUUACCUACUCGGCUUGAAUCAGCCAAUGCUCUUAUAGAGGUCAUUAAAACGUACUCUGAAUCUGUAAAUGUAUAUCUACAAUCAAAAACAAUUGGAUAUGAGCAUCUUUGGGUUUGUUUAGCACGACACUUUAAUACAAAGAUCUAUGUCACCGCAUCACGAAAAAUAAAGUACGAGCUGAUGGACCAAUGCAAAAAGGCAGACGAAGAGUGGUUGCAUGAGUGUACUGUCUCACAGUUUUUAACAACAGACGAGCAAGAAGCUCGAUUUUUUGUAGAUAUGUGUCCAAAAGCUGAGCUUUCUAAAACCAAAGGAUGCUUAUUGAAUAUUCAUCCAUCUGCCAUGUUUUGGGGACGCGGUAGCGACAGUGAUGCCAUCUCUCAUCACACAUAUUGGAAAAGGGUUUCAGGAUUUAAAGAUUUUAUAGUUCAGGACCUUCGUGAUAGCAUGUCAUGGCGACUUUUGUAUUCUAUGCACUCAUCAUUAUCCGAAUUGAUCGAAUUUGUUGCUGUACUAAAGCCACAACGAGUAUAUCCUACAGUGACUAGCAGUAGCAAUGCUAUGUUUUUCCCAAAGCAGAUAAUGAAGCAUUUUAUGCUCUUGAAUUCAACUGAAACUGCUUUGCAGGCAAGAAGAUUGAAGCAUAAGAGUGUCACAACAGCAGAUCUUGACAAGUCAAGCCCAAGACCGUCCGAGCCAAUUUGUUUAGCCCUACCAUGUAUGGAGUCUCAAACGACUGUGCCAGAUCUCAAGUUUGGUCCAAAUUUAGAUGCUAUUGCCCAUGUUCGCCGUAGCUUUCUGGAUCUCGACAACUUUCAGUCUAAGCGGCUUCGGUGUACAAGAUAUUGA